Molecule: messenger RNA, 870 nt
Organism: Brassica oleracea var. oleracea
Lineage: Eukaryota; Viridiplantae; Streptophyta; Magnoliopsida; Brassicales; Brassicaceae
Exons: 3
Coding region: 1-870 (289 amino acids)
Source: RefSeq, a predicted model, not a curated record
AUGAUGCAACAGCUGUUGCAGGGUCAGCAGGUUCAGGCUAAGGCGUUGAAUCAGCUUGCUCAAACAGUUGAGAGUGUCAAGAGGCAACAAGAGACGCUCCCUGAAAGAACUGAUAAAAAUCCUAGGACUGAGCACUGUAAUGCAAUAGAGCAGUCGUUCGCUGAGACUGCUCCAGGCGCAGAAGAGAGAGCAGAGCAGUCUGCUAGCUCUGGAGUGACUGCUCCUAGCGAACCUGCUGAGACUCCACCAUCUCGAGUCUAUGUUCCCAAGGUUCCCUAUCCAAUUCCACCUAGACAUCUGAUGGAUCCCAUUAGUGAAGAGCAGCUGAUAGGUUUUAACAAGAUGGUGAGAAGGCUUCCUAAAGAACUUGCAUUUGAAGAUGCUCUGCAGAUUCGUCCAUUGCUCAAGUUUUUUAGAAACUGUAGAGAGACUCAAGAGGAGAUCAAGGUCCUCUAUGCCAAAGCUCUGUCUACACCAGCACUGAAGGUAUUGCUUAAGGUUGAUGAUCAUGGAAAGUUUAUUUUCCCAUGUUCCAUCGCAGGAACAACCUUCAAGGACGCUCUUUGUGACUCUGGUUCUUGUGUGAAUCUCGUCUCAAAGGCUAUUGUAGACGAUUUGGGUAUUGCUGAUGUUGAGCAUUCUCAGCUGACCCUGACCUUUGCAAACUCUUCCAGAGCAGUCCCAUAUGGAACCAUCUGCAGCCUUCAUGUUCAAGUAGGGGAAUGCAUUGUUCCUGUUGUGUUUCAAGUUGUUGAGAUGAACAAGGAUCAUGAGAUGCCUUUGAUAUUUGGAAGGACAUUCAUGGCUACUGAUUGCUUUGUUUCAGGUGUACUCGGUCUUGAUCUCUUUUCAGCUCCGGACUUCUAUUGA